Molecule: messenger RNA, 1162 nt
Organism: Grammomys surdaster
Lineage: Eukaryota; Metazoa; Chordata; Mammalia; Rodentia; Muridae
Gene: Pmvk
Product: phosphomevalonate kinase
Exons: 5
Coding region: 212-790 (192 amino acids)
Biological process (GO): isopentenyl diphosphate biosynthetic process, mevalonate pathway; cholesterol biosynthetic process
Cellular component (GO): cytoplasm
Molecular function (GO): phosphomevalonate kinase activity
Source: RefSeq, a predicted model, not a curated record
GGAGAGACUUAGAUAUCAGGCUGCAAGGCUCUUUCCCUUCCGGUUUCUUCGCCCUUUCUCUGUGCGCUGGUUUCGACUUAGGCUGUGUAGUGUGGAGAAGGGGCGGAAUCCCUCCUCCCUUCUGCUCCUACUGGGCGGGUCCACUUCGUGCUCGGCAGGAUUUCUCGGGUCCGAAGUGUCAACUUUAGGCCUGGUGAAACUUGGUGUCCCCAUGGCCCCGCUCGGAGCCUCCCCGCGUCUGGUGCUGUUGUUUAGCGGGAAGAGAAAAUCUGGGAAGGACUUCGUGACCGAGAGGCUGCAGAGCAGACUUGGAGGUAACAUCUGUGCUGUCCUGCGGCUCUCUGGUCCACUCAAGGAGCAGUAUGCUCGGGAACAUGGCUUGGACUUCCAGAGACUUCUGGACUCGAGCACCUAUAAGGAGACCUAUCGGAGGGACAUGAUCUGUUGGGGGGAGGAGAAGCGCCAGGCUGACCCAGGCUUCUUCUGCCGGAAGAUUGUGGAAGGCGUGUCCCAGCCUAUCUGGCUGGUGAGUGACACACGGAGGGUGUCUGACAUCCAGUGGUUUCAGGAGGCCUAUGGGGCUGCGACACACACAGUCCGAGUAGUAGCCUCGGAGCAGAGUCGACAGCAACGGGGCUGGGUGUUCACACCAGGGGUGGAUGAUGCUGAGUCAGAAUGUGGCCUGGACAACUUUGGGAACUUUGACUGGGUCAUUGAGAACCACGGGGAUGAGCAGUGCCUGGAGAAUCAGUUGGAGAACCUGCUGGAAUUUAUUCAAGCCAAACUUUAGUGAUGAGGCUUGAGGGGUGAGCAGAGACUGAUGGAGUAGGCUAGCAGUGGUUCUGCCAGAUGUGGGUCCCCAGCCCGGCUGAGGUCAGAAAACAGACAGAUGGUCUGGCUUUCAAUUUCCAGAGGUAUGGGGCAGAUGCUCGUGGAUAGUGGGCAAAUACAGAAACCUCUGGUGUGUGUGUGUCUUCCCUGGAGAGGAUGUGCUGCCUCUUUAGGGCCCAUACAGGGCAAAUGCAGGUGCAUGAGUUUUGCCCAAGGCAGGAACAUUGCCAUGCCCCUGAUGGGCAGCCCUGUAGAGCUAUGGUGUUGUUGCUUCCCUGUGUGUAAGCUCUCAGCCCUGGAAUCUUAAUAAACCUCCUUGGAGCACAGCUUA